Messenger RNA from Oncorhynchus gorbuscha (pink salmon), 423 nucleotides. RefSeq names its product MYCBP-associated protein-like. Bases 1 to 423 code for a protein of 140 amino acids. Lineage: Eukaryota; Metazoa; Chordata; Actinopteri; Salmoniformes; Salmonidae. The transcript has a single exon. The record is from RefSeq and is a predicted model, not a curated record.
AUGACUCAUCAGUUGUUUCAGUUGGGGAUGGUCCUCCCCCACAGCAUUCUGGGUAGUCUGGAGGACUUCAGGACAGAGAUGCAGGCCAGGGGAGAGACUGAGCUGGUGAGGAGGGUGCCAGCCCCUCAAAGCGCCGUCUCCCAGGUGUUGAUAGGUGCAGAGAGACCCCCUUCAGUCCCCAGGGGUCAGAGAGACGUCCAGAGCCAUGCCCUGCAGCACUGGCACACACACAUGACCCAGAGACGACACCAGCAGGACCUUAUCUCCAACCUGCUCCAGAAGCCAGUAGAGAGGCUGUUGAUGAACCAGUCCAACCGUUUCAGAGAGACUCAGGAGCAGAGAGAACUGAUCACCCGAGGCCUGCCAGCCAUACACUCUGGACAGGGUUACCGUGUAGGCAGUGAGUUCUGGAGCCUCCCUUAG